GCGGGAGAGUUUGGAAAGCUCCAAACCCAAACGAGACAAAAAUCUAAAAAGCCCGCCAAACCACGCUAUCGUCUUUAUUCAUAUAAUAGCGGCGACCCACUUCGACUCCCUCCCCAACUCUAGGCUCGAAUUUCUCCUGACAUUCUAGCGCUUUAUUUUCCCAAAACCGUCCAAAAGCGCUAGUGAAAUAUUCCUAUAAGAGAGCGCAGGGAAGGAUGUAUGUGGUCAAGAGAGAUGGUAGGCAGGAAUCGGUGCACUUUGAUAAGAUUACUGCUCGUCUGAAGAAGCUGAGUUACGGCCUCAGCAUUGAACACUGUGAUCCUGUGCUUGUGGCUCAGAAAGUAUGCGCAGGAGUCUACAAGGGUGUCACCACCAGCCAGCUUGAUGAGCUUGCUGCUGAGACUGCUGCUGCAAUGACUGCCAACCACCCUGAUUAUGCCUCUCUUGCUGCAAGGAUUGCUGUUUCAAAUCUGCAUAAGAACACAAAGAAGUCGUUUUCAGAGACGAUUCGAGAGAUGUAUAACCAUUUCACUGAGAGAUCAGGGCAGGCGGCUCCUUUGGUUGCUGAUGAUGUUUAUGAGAUAAUCAUGAAGAAUGCCUCCCUCCUGGACAGUGAGAUAAUCUAUGACAGAGACUUUGACUAUGAUUACUUUGGUUUCAAAACCCUCGAGAGAUCCUACCUAUUGAAGGUUUCAGGAAAGGUUGUAGAGAGGCCACAACAUAUGUUGAUGAGGGUUGCUGUUGGAAUUCACAAGGAGGAUAUUGACUCUGUUCUUAAAACAUACCAAUUGAUGUCACAACGCUGGUUCAUCCAUGCUUCCCCUACUCUUUUCAAUGCAGGAACACCAAGGCCACAGUUGAGUAGCUGCUUCCUUGUGUGCAUGAAAGAAGAUAGCAUUGAGGGGAUAUAUGAUACUCUGAAGGAAUGUGCUGUUAUUAGCAAAUCAGCGGGAGGGAUAGGCCUGUCUAUUCAUAACAUUCGUGCAACAAGCAGUUAUAUUCGUGGCACAAAUGGGACUUCAAAUGGCAUUGUUCCAAUGCUACGGGUAUUCAAUGAUACUGCUCGUUAUGUUGAUCAAGGGGGAGGCAAGAGGAAGGGAGCGUUUGCUGUGUAUUUGGAGCCAUGGCAUGCUGAUAUCUUUGAGUUACUAGAUCUCAGGAAAAAUCAUGGGAAGGAAGAACAUAGAGCAAGGGAUCUGUUCUAUGCCCUUUGGGUCCCUGAUCUUUUCAUGAAAAGGGUUCAAGGAGGUGGGACAUGGUCCUUGUUCUGCCCUAACGAGGCUCCAGGUUUGGCUGACUGUUGGGGCGAGGAAUUUGAAAAACUGUACACCCAAUAUGAAAUAAAGGGCAAGGCAAAGAAGGUUGUUCAAGCACAGGAUCUCUGGUUUGAAAUUCUAAAAUCCCAGAUAGAAAGUGGAACGCCUUAUAUGCUUUUCAAGGAUACUUGUAAUAGAAAAAGCAAUCAACAGAAUCUGGGGACAAUCAAGUCUUCGAACUUGUGUACUGAGAUCAUUGAGUUCACUAGUCCUACAGAAACUGCAGUUUGCAAUUUGGCAUCAAUUGCAUUAUCACGAUAUGUCAGGGAGAAGGGGGUCCCUAUUGAGUCACACCCAUCUAAGCUGGUUGGAAGUAAUGGUUCUCAGAACAGAUAUUUUGAUUUUGAUAAGCUAGCAGAGAUUACUGAAAUAGUUACCACAAAUCUCAACAAAAUAAUUGAUGUGAAUUACUACCCCGUUGAAACUGCGAGGAGGUCCAACAUGCGCCAUAGGCCAAUAGGCAUAGGAGUGCAGGGUCUUGCAGAUACUUUCAUAUUACUUGGCAUGUCAUUUGAUUCACCAGAGGCUCAGGAGCUUAACAAAGACAUUUUUGAGACUAUCUACUACCAUGCUCUGAAAGCUUCUUCUGAGCUUGCUGCAAAAGAAGGCCCUUAUGAGACAUAUCAUGGGAGUCCUGUGAGCAAGGGAAUUCUUCAACCUGACAUGUGGAAUGUGACUCCAUCUGAUCGUUGGGAUUGGGCUGCUCUGAGGGGAAUGAUUUCGAAGAAUGGAGUGAGGAACUCCCUUCUUGUAGCUCCUAUGCCCACUGCUUCAACCAGUCAGAUUCUGGGCAAUAAUGAGUGCUUUGAACCAUAUACCUCCAAUAUCUACAGUAGGAGGGUUCUAAGUGGUGAAUUUGUUGUUGUGAACAAACACCUUCUUCAUGAUUUAACUGAGAUGGGUCUUUGGUCUCCUGCUCUCAAGAACAAGAUAAUUUAUGAUGAUGGGUCUGUUCUCAAGAUUCCAGAAAUCCCAGAUGAUCUUAAAGCUAUAUACAAGACUGUGUGGGAGAUCAUGCAAAGGACUCUAGUUGACAUGGCCGUUGACCGUGGUUGUUAUAUAGAUCAGAGUCAGAGUCUGAAUAUCCACAUGAACCAGCCUGAUUUUCGCAAGCUCACUUCCUUGCACUUCUAUGCUUGGUCCAAGGGCUUGAAAACUGGGAUGUAUUAUCUGCGAACACGGGCUGCGGCAGAUGCAAUAAAAAUCACUGUGGAUACCUCUGUUCUCAAGGAAAAGGCUAAGACAAUGGAUGAUGAUCUUGAAGCCAAAAGGGCCCAGGUGGUUUGUUCCUUGGAAAAUCGAGAAGAAUGUAUGGCCUGUGGAAGUUAAAUAAUAUUUCUCCGAGUAACAUUUGUAAUAUUGUCCAUUGUGAAUGCAAUCUUCAUGCUGAGGCUGAUGGCAGUAAUUGUGAAAAGUCCAUUAUGGUGGGCAGUGGGUUUGGUUGAAUAGUUCAUGCGAAAGAUCUUGCAGAGGGCAGAUUUGGUUGAUCAAAUGUGAAGGCCAACCUGCCUCUAUUUAUCAUGACUUUCUUGUAAAUUUAUUUCAAUAUUAUAGCACUAUAACAAGUAUUGCUCUUUUAUGCA
This is a messenger RNA of Magnolia sinica, 2899 nucleotides long. Its product is annotated as ribonucleoside-diphosphate reductase large subunit-like. Gene Ontology annotation, cellular component: ribonucleoside-diphosphate reductase complex. Gene Ontology annotation, molecular function: ATP binding; ribonucleoside-diphosphate reductase activity, thioredoxin disulfide as acceptor. NCBI's taxonomy places the organism in Eukaryota, Viridiplantae, Streptophyta, Magnoliopsida, Magnoliales, Magnoliaceae. The transcript has 18 exons. The coding region runs from base 216 to 2645 and encodes 809 amino acids. Gene Ontology annotation, biological process: deoxyribonucleotide biosynthetic process; DNA replication. The record is from RefSeq and is a predicted model, not a curated record.